AGGUACUUCAGGAAACGAUUCCGGGAUAAAAAGGAAAUUGUUACAGUUAUCAGUUGCAUCGAAGAUGCGACGAUAACGAUCGCAUUGUAACUCUGCGUAAUCGCAUCUUUGGCGCAAUAAUUCUAUACAAACGUCCGCCCAACUUCUUAUAGAAGAUUUAUUCAGCGGUUGUGCUGAUAUUUCGUACUUUCACUCGAACACCUUGACCCGCGCACAAUCGCAUCACAAUGCAUAGAUCGACGUGUAUAGCGAGCUACACGAGCAUAUAUGCUCUGUUUAUUGAUUUUGCAUUAUAUUUAGGACUCUCCAGUGUUCUUAUCUGACAAUAAAUCGUUUACAUUGCAUAAUUACACACGAACACCAAAAGUGAAAUAGACUGUGACAUUUAUACAUGUACCAAAUGUGAAGGGUAAAAAUAUGAAGUAAGAGAGACUCCACUUUACCGUUUAAUUAAAAUCUAUCAGACGAGUCACAUAUAAGUAAUCCUUAAGUUUCAUAGGAUUUCAUGAAGAGGACGUUAGUACACGGCAAAUUGUUUUUACCCUAACCUCUCGUUCAAAUUUGGCGCCAGAUUUGUUAAAUGUAUGUAAAAAGAACAUUCAUUUAAAAUUUACCGGAGAGUCAUUGGACAUUCUUACAAAUGUUCUGUUAAUCAAAUUAUUCAAUGAUAUAUAUGAAAAAUUAUUUUAGGAGUAUAAUUUUAUAUAUUUUGCGCACAGUUUCUGAUGAUACGUAUCAAGAGAAACACUUAUUUGUUAUGUGGUUUUCGAAACGAUCAAUAAUUUAUGAGAACAAUUGCAGACAACAUGGGUACGCCAGCGAAAAUUCAAAAGUUAGACGAGGUUGUCGUGAAUAGAAUCGCAGCUGGUGAGGUAAUCCAAAGGCCGGCAAAUGCAUUGAAAGAACUAAUAGAGAAUAGUUUAGACGCCAAAGCGACAAAUAUUCAAAUCACAGCAAAAGAAGGAGGCUUAAAAUUAUUACAGAUACAAGACAAUGGUACGGGUAUACGAAAAGAAGACAUGGAUAUCGUGUGCGAAAGAUUUACAACAAGCAAGUUGCAAAAAUUCGAAGAUCUUGGUGCACUCACCACAUUUGGAUUCCGAGGAGAAGCUCUGGCUAGCAUUAGUCAUGUAGCUCUUCUUACCAUCACAACAAAAACAGCAGAUGAAAAAUGUGCCUAUAAAGCAUCGUAUAUUAACAGCAAGUUAAAAGCACCUCCGAUACCUUGUGCUGGAAAUCAAGGCACAAUAAUAACAAUAGAAAAUUUGUUUUAUAAUGUGGCGACUCGAAGAAAAGCUUUGUCUAAUCCUUCAGAUGAAUUUAUCAAAAUUACAGAAGUAGUUAUGAGAUAUGCUGUGCACAAUCCAACAGUAGGAUUUACAUUAAAAAAACAUGGAGAGCCAAGUCCACAGGUUCGAACACCACAUAAUUCAACGAAGCAAAGUAACAUACGAACAAUAUACGGCAAUCCAGUUGCUCGUGAGUUAGUAGAAAUUGAGCUUAACGAUGACACUUAUAAAUUCAAGAUGCAAGCUUUAGUUACAAACCCGAAUUAUACAAACAAACGGAUGGUUAUGCUUUUAUUUAUCAACAAUCGAUUGGUUGAUUCAUCUUCUAUUCGUAAAAUGUUAGAAGACGUAUAUUCUGUAUAUUUACCGAAAAAAGCUCAUCCAUGGUGUUACAUAUCUUUAGACAUUAAUCCACAAAAUAUUGAUGUUAAUAUACACCCGACAAAACAUGAAGUUAGAUUUCUUCACGAGGACGCGAUACUCGAAAGAAUCAAGCUCGCUCUAGAUGAAAAACUUGCUGGCAAUAAUGCGUCCAGGUCAUUUUAUUUGCAGGCCAGAUUACCGAAAGCGGAUAUCACUAAGGAAGUCCUAGAAGAAGUGUUGCCAGAUUACAACAAGGGAGAUUCGGAUAAAUCGAAAAAGAUUAACCCUAAAGAGAUGAUUAGGACAGACUCGUCCGAUCAAAAACUGGAUAAAUUUAAUUUUACGAUACAUUCGACUCUUAAACAUGGUAGAAACGACAGCAAUAUUUCUGCAGAACAGGCAACACGUAAUCCAGGACUUGACUCUCCAGGAAUUCCAUUAGAAAACGUACCUGAUGUUACUACGAAAGAUUUAUCCGACGAUAGAUGUCAAGAAAAAGAUUUAAACUUAAAUAAUUCUACAGUAUCACAUAUCAAUGAUAUUUCGAUUGAUGAUACUUCAUCUCAUUGGAGUGAUAUAAUAGAUACUGCAACAUUAGUUGCAUCAAACUCGCAAGAGAUUUGUAAUCCAAGUACUUCCGCACAAAAUGACAAGUCGGAAAAUAUUGAAUUCGAUAUUUCAGAAUUUUUAAACGACUCUGACAGAACAAUGGAUAAUUCCGUACGAGAUAAAUGUAUAGAUGUUAUAGCUGACAGAGCUCGUAAGCAAGUGUAUCAAUAUUUUGGAACUAAAGACAUAGACAAUGAAAGACAACGCUCAAACGAAGAAAAAAAUAAAGUAGCAAAAAAAACGGAGUCUAAUAAAAAAGAUAAUGAAGAUUCAAUAUUUAAUACAAAUCAGUCUGAAAAUGUACUUCCACUUGAGAAAGAACUCUCACAAUCUUCUGAUGGAUCUUCCGCGAAGUCCGCGGAAAAAUUUAAAUCGUACUCUGUAAAUAAUUUUAGACACGAAGUAAAACUAACCAGUAUAUUGAAAUUACGUAAAGAAGUUGAAGAUGAGUGUCACGAGGGACUAAGAAAUAUUCUGGCUAACUUGACAUUUGUUGGUUGCAUCGAUCAAACUUCAGCUUUGAUACAAAGCGGAGUAAAUUUGUAUAUCUGCAACACUAGAAAAUUAGCAGAGGAGCUUUUCUACGAAAUCAUGCUUUAUGAUUUUGCGAACUUUGGUGUCCUAAAAUUCUCAGAACGAAUAUCACUGUUUGAUUUAGCAAUGAUUGCUUUAGAUUCGGGAGAUACUGGAUGGACUGAAGAGGAUGGUUCAAAAGAAGAAUUAGCGGGAAGAGUGAAAGAAUUACUUUUAGAAAAAGCGGACAUGAUGAAUGAAUAUUUUUCUAUAGUGAUGGAUAAAGUAGGAAAUUUAAGAUCGUUACCCGUGUUAUUAGAUAAAUAUUUUCCAUACGAGGCAGAAAUUCCAAUGUAUAUAAUGAGAUUGGCAACAGAAGUCGAUUGGAGGAAAGAACAACCGUGCUUUAAAAAUAUUUGUCGAGAAACUGCAAGAUUUUAUAGUUACAUCAAUCCGAAUCAUCAGACACACGAUUGGAAAUAUGUUACUGAACAUGUUUUAUAUCCUGCAAUUAAAGAGAGUCUACUUCCACCGAAACACUUUGCUCACGAUUCGACAAUUUUACAAAUAGCCAGUUUACCCGACUUGUACAAAGUGUUUGAGAGAUGUUAAAAUAUAUCAUUUUAAAAUUAUUAUGCAAUUUAACAUUUUAACAUUUUUUUUUUUUUAGCAUCA
Pseudomyrmex gracilis is the source of this 3449-nucleotide messenger RNA. It is a transcript of the gene Mlh1, whose product is annotated as DNA mismatch repair protein Mlh1. The transcript is spliced from 10 exons. Gene Ontology annotation, molecular function: mismatched DNA binding; ATP binding; ATP hydrolysis activity. Gene Ontology annotation, biological process: mismatch repair. Lineage: Eukaryota; Metazoa; Arthropoda; Insecta; Hymenoptera; Formicidae. Gene Ontology annotation, cellular component: MutLalpha complex. The coding region runs from base 786 to 3386 and encodes 866 amino acids. The record is from RefSeq and is a predicted model, not a curated record.